CAUGCGCACGACGCGUUGUCUGGCAGUGGUAAACAGACGUCAGAAGGGAGUCUUCGCCUCGAGUCAAAACAAAACAAGAAAGAUCUACGAGGAAUAGCUGUUUGUGUAUCUCUAUUAACAACAGACGAGAAACUAUUUCGCAUUGAUUUCAAGAGACGACCAAGUUAUUGAAAAUAAGCAGGUUUCUUCGACUUUUACCGGAGGCAUUUUAACUCAUAAAAACUGGAGUUGGCUAACUAGUUACUCUUUCUGUAGUAAAACUACGCUUUUGAGUUUUGUCCCAGAGGCCGAGAGGCCGGCGAUUGCCAAGAAGCGGACGGGCUACAACGUUUUGUCUUUUUGAAGAACACAUCGACUGUAGUGGGGUUUGGGAAGGCUUCAGCGGGACGGACACGUUCGGCUUAGCUGUGCCCGCGCGAGCAUCGUGUGUAGCUGCGUCUCGAGGAACAUGGCAGAUGGUGACACGCGCCAGCAGCACACAGCGUGGAGGACCGUGCAAACUUGAACGACAGUAACAGAGAUUUUUUUAUUGUACGGUAAAAAACAAAACAAACAUAAAACAACCCGUUCGAGCACUCCUGUAAGAUGUUAUCUUGUUGUUUUUUUUAAUGUAAAAUUUUGAUCGUGAUUAAUUCAGUUUAAGAGCAUUUUCCCCCGUAGGGCUUCUUUUAGGGAAUUUAACAUUAUUGCUCAACGCACUUGAGAUAGGAUGUACUUUAAGCCUCGCAUUUAUUUGUUUUACCUUAAUAAUGGAUCCCAAUAAAAAAAUGAAAUGGCUAUGUUGACUUUGACAGGCAGCUCUAACAAGUAAUUUCCAUUCACUUGACUUCGUUUACAAGUUGCAGUAUUCCUAGAUUGUACAGAAAUACAACACUCAGUUUACGUUGUACGAAGCGUAUUAAGCUGGUUUAUAGCUUUUUGUAAAGUUCCUCCGUUUGUCUGCCCUGUUUUUCUUUCUUUCCUUGUUCUAAAGUCUAAUUGCGAAAACGAAUCAACCAAUCGCUGCUAUAGGAAGGAACCAGUUGGAGUUGGAUACUUUAGCAAUUACGGCGCAUGCUAUGAUUGGUUUUGCUAUUUCACUUAUUUAACUGCUUCGGCAAUGAUUUUUUUAUUUGUAAAAAGGUGUUUAAUUUUCCAUGAAAAUUCAUAGAUUAUCUCCUCACUCCAGCGCGUCCUCUAUCCUGAGUUUUAUUUCAGUAGUUGCUCUUGACAAUCCAGCUGUUUUGAUGUGUAGUGAAUUUCCUUUGUUCCUUCUACAUAAACAAAGAGACCCCCAUUCUAUCCUCGUUUGCUCUAUUUAAAUCAGAUGGUUUAUGUUAGUUACUAUUAAGGAGAUUAUUUGCCCCCUUUAAUCUUCAAUCUGAGGAUUAACUGGCGCUAUAAUUGGUGUGUUCAGAUUAUUACGAAUUUGCUGUUACCAUAGGCAGUCACGGUUAAAUUUAGUCAAGGAACUAUACAAUAUUAUUCCUAAAAAAUUGUCGUCACUAAACAAUAUUAUUUUACUUAAUUAUUAUUAUUUUAAUUAGUUAUACAUAGUCAUACUCUUACUUUAAUCGCCCAGUUGGUGUAUUGCACCGUGUUUUUAAAAGCAUCGCCCCAAAACUAUUUCACUGAAAUCCAGCCUUCGUCUGAAAAUAUCUGGAUUGCUUCCCACAAUGGAGGAAGAAAACGUACCCCCGAUUGACCCAGAUUUUGAGCCGCAGAGCAGACCGAGGUCAUGUACAUGGCCAUUGCCUAGACCCGACAUCUCAUCUGUCAAAGCCGGGGGGGCAGACGGCACAGAGUCCGCUGCUGGAACUCCUCCCGCCGAAGAAGAUAAACACGAGCCUCAGCCAAUCAUAUCCGAGCCUGAGAAAGUCGCGCUCCCCGAUGGCGGGGUCGUCGUUGGAGUGGGCGGGGCCACGCCUCGAAAAGGCACUUCACGCCGUAAUGCUUGGGGUAAUCAGUCCUACGCAGAUCUGAUCAGCCAGGCGAUUGAAAACUCGCCAGAAAAACGACUUACACUAGCGCAGAUCUACGAUUGGAUGGUAAAAACGGUGCCGUAUUUUAAGGACAAAGGAGACAGUAACAGUUCUGCUGGAUGGAAGAACUCCAUUCGCCACAAUUUAUCACUCCACAACAAGUUCCUGCGAGUCCACAAUGAGUCCACGGGAAAGAGCUCUUGGUGGAUGCUCAACCCUGAGGGUGGCAAGACCGGCAAAGCCCCGCGCCGCCGCGCCACCUCCAUGGACAACAGCAGCAAACUGCUUAAAAGUCGUAUGCGAGCAAAGCAGACUAAAAAGCAAGCUGGAGCAACUGGGAUUGGAGGCUCUGGAGCUACCCUGCAGGGUGAGGGUGCUUCCGGCACCAGCGGUGCGGACAGUCCUGGGACUCCGGGUCAGUUUGGAAAGUGGGGCGUGAACAGCAGCAGCCCUUCCUCUCGUGGCAACCUGGAUGACCCCGACAUGUGGACAAGUUUCAGGCCACGCACAAGCUCCAAUGCCAGCACCCUGAGUGGUAGGCUUUCUCCCAUUGCCACAGGGCAGGAGGACGAGGAUGACCUACCUGAGGAUGGCCUGCUUGGUGGCUAUUCUACAGGGAAUCUUCCCCCAACACUAACUGAGACCCUCAUGGAAGAACUGGAUUUGAUUGACGGGCUCACUUUAAUGACUGGUUCACAAGGGGGUGCGAGCCCAAGCACGGCUCCCCCUGCCCCGCCUCAACCUCUACCCUCUGCCUCCACUCUGCUGCCUCGAGGGUCCAGCUUUCCCUCAUUUAGGCAGCUGCAACCAACAAAGGCUUUGCAGGGAUCCACUCCAUCAGGUCCGCAGAACUCGGUUCAACCCACCGCCAGAUCCAGCACAAGCCCUUCCAGCUUUGGAAACUCCCUCUUCAGCCCUCUGCCUGGUCCUGGUCACAGUGGGUUCAGCGCUCGCGUGCCCUCCAGCCUCGAAGCUCUCCUGACCUCUGAUUCGCCCCCACCAAGCGAUGUCAUGAUGACCCAGAUGGAUCCUCUAAUGCCUAGCCAAGGAGGUGGUGGCCUUUUGGGGCUUGCAGCAUCUAUUUCCAGCAGCCAAGCCAAAGCAGGUCAGAUGAUGUUGAGCAAAGGCAUUGACACAAGCACUGUGGGGCAGAUGAGCCUUCAACCUCAAUCCCAACUCCAGCACUCACAGAUGGGCUUUGGAAUGAUGCACUCACCCAUGAACCAGGAAGCGCCUCAGCUCGCAACCAUAAAGAACCAGCAUCAUGUGCCAGGCGCUGGGCUUCUGCAGCAUGGAGCUGUUCCGUCAUCUAGUGGGAACGGAGGCUUGCAAGGUCUUGGCCAAUUUGCGUCAGUGCCCUGUUUCAUGCCCUCCCAGGACCGUCUACCUACAGACUUGGAUAUUGAGAUGUUCACUGAAAACCUGGACUGCGAUGUGGAAUAUAUUAUCAACAGUGAUCUUAUGGAUGGAGACUUGGUUGACUUCAACUUUGACCCCAUCAUACAGGGUGGGCAGGGCUAUUCUGGACCAGCGACCACACAGAGCUCCUCCCAUAACUGGGUGCCCAGCUAACUCCAUUUAAUGAUGAGAACAGGAUUGUCCCUCAUCCUUAAAACAACUUUGAAAACAGAUGUGGCACAUUGCCAGAAAAUAUUCUACAUUUUUUGCCUCUGCAUUUGCCAUUGUACCUCAAAUACAUAAACUGUUUUGGCUAAGGACAACACACACUUGGCCAAGAAGUCUUUUGUCAGAAUUUUCAAUAAGAUGACAAAAUCAAACCUCAUACUUGUCAAGUGCCAAUGUCGACUGAAGAGUGUGCUGUUGGACACAGAGAACAUGAUCUUGAAACAGUUUUUCACUUGUCUUAAAUGUGCAACUGUUUUUUUUUUUAAGGUGCUGUUUUGGCCAAUCUUGGACUAAAGAAGCACAACUAAUAAACAGCUAAUCAUGUUUAUUGCAUUAAGGCCUAUGAUGUGUAGUAUAAGAUGGAGAUGGUACUCCUCCUUGAUCUUCUUCACACUGAUAAUGGAAGUCAUUCAGCCAGGAGGAUCAAACUCUGCAGCUUUUCUUGAUGUGAACUCUUGCUCGUUAAACAGCAGUGGAGAAGUCCGAGAAGCCGCGAUUUCUGCAUUGAUGGAGUGACUUGCUGUUGCUCAGCACCCCUCUGAGUAUGAAAACAACAUGGCACCACAGGAAUGUUAAGUUGAGAACAACAUUAAGUGGCGAUGGUUGCAACAACCCCUGAACACAGAGCAGCUGAACUGUUACGCCGUGCUUUUAAAAGCGCGCUCUCAACGAUACGACGCUUACUUGAGCAUUAAAGGGCUGAAACGUUGCUGAAAGUUCCAAGGUGUUUGGUGACACUGGUUCAAUGUGCAAUUAGCUUUACUUUUAUGACCUCUGCUCUCAAGGGGUUUUUCCUGUGAUGUGUUGAAGAGGCUGAUAACUAAAUGAUGAUUUAACUGUCUACUCUCAAGUGUUUGUUUGAUAACAACAGUAUGAAGAAAUGUGAUUUUUUUUCACAGGGCAUUUUGAUGCAUUUUUAAUCCUGCCAACAGGUUAAAUGGCAUAGUGUUAUUGUUGGAAACUCUGUGCCCUUUUGCAGAAUACAAUAUCUGAAGAUUUUUUUUGUGUGUGCUGGAGGGUGUGUGUGUGUGUACAUUGUGUGCGUGCAAAUAUGUUUAAUGCUCCCGAAACUAAACUUGAUUCCAACACACUGACAGAAUUCAAAGUUAUGGUGCAAAAUUUCAAUAAGGCACAAAAGAAAGUUAAAUGUGAAUCUUGAAGAAACAUGGCUACAAUAAUGAGAUGUUCUGGUUCCUCUGGCACGUUUGACUUUGUCCAAAGAGGCACAGAAGAAAAAAAAAAAAAACUAUUUUCUCAUAGAUCAGUUUUUCAUAAACUAAUCAUAAAAUAAUUUUUCUAAUUUAGAUUGGAGAGUUAUCAUUAACAGACUAAUAAAAAAAACAUGCUGUUAAUGAGCUUUUUUUUAACAGUCAUUUUCUAUGUAAUCUUUUAUUUUUGUAAAAGAUUAGAUGCAUGUAGAUUUUAUACAAUAACCAAAGGAACACUAAGGACUGCAUGUUGGAUGGAUGGACGGAUCGCAGUACGAAUAAGCUUUACAAAAUCUUUCCGAAAAAUUAACAUGUAAACUAAAUCUUAAUUUGAUUGGUUGCAUGAUUACGUUUAUCAGAAUACAAUGCUCCAAAAGUUAAAAUAUGCUAUAAUUGUGCUAAAAAAAACUUUCUAGGCAAUGAUAUCAUCUCAAAAUUCAAGACUGGUCCAACCGAAUAGGAUUAAUCCAAUGUUUCACUCUCAGGGUUAUGAAAAAUAAUGAUUACCUUCUGUAAGGAAGUAAUGAGAUAAUCAUGUUAUGACUUCGAUUGCUCACGGCUUUGUCUAAAUUAUGAGUCAUUUAUGCAAGCCAAUAUCACAGAUAUUUUACCAUUGGAGAAAUAUAUGUAAUGUCACAGUUUAUAAUGAGAGAUUUAAUGUAUGCUUUUUUCCUACAAAAACUUGUAAACUGCCAAUGAACACUAUAGCAUGUCGCUCACGAUCGAACCAUACAGUUUUUAUGCCGUUUUCUUUUAAACUUUCAACUUACCUUUUCUGUAAUAGAAGGGUUAACUUUUAUUUGAUCAUUUUCUCAGAUGGUUUUUACUCUUUUAGUUUAAAACCAGCAGUCUGAAUGUUUAUUCAUUUUAGGGGUGUAUAAAUUGGCUUCAGUUUGAGAGCUUGACAUUAGUUACUCUUUUGACAUCAAUGUAAUGGUCUAAGUAAGUACAUAAGAUUAACUUAAAAUGCUCUCUCCUUACAAAGGAAUAAUUUUUAUCCUAUUCAUUGGUGCUAGAUAUUAAAUAUGACAAUUAAAGAGGGCCAUAUUUGAUUGGUGCAAAUGUAGAUAUCAGGGCCUUUAAUAAUUUUAUGCAACUCAUAUUGAAUACAAUUUCUUAAUGUAGAACAUAGUAUGAUACAUGUACCUUUGUUUUAAUUCCCAAACUCUCAGUUUUUCUAUUCAUUAUAAAAGAAGCUGUGAAUGGGGAGGGAAAGACUUUGCCAUCUCACCACAUAUUGUGAAUGGCGUCAGCGUGGUGUAACGUUUGAUACAGCAACUGAUGAUUUCCAAUCAACCGUUUACAUUGAUGUUCUUGUCUUUUGGGGCAUCGUUUCUCAUGUUUUUAUGUUUGUACUUGUAAUGCAGCUUGGUGCAUGGUACAUCUUCCAGAAAGCUUUAGGCUGACAGUCACCUUUGGCAUUUUCUUUUGUCAUUUAAAUGUGUUGAUAUAUGUUGAAUUUUUAUGAUUAACACCCUGGCUUAGUUUUAUUUCUCAAAGUACAAAUAUUGUAUUUGCCCCAUCAGACAGACAUCACAGGGCUGCUGCAUGAAAUGCAGGAAUUCCACACCUUCCCUCUUUCCAAAUCACAAUCUCUCUUUCCUUGUUUGAUAUUAUCCCUUUUCCCUUUAGUAUUCAUUCUUUUAGUUCCUUUAUUUUUUUCCAAGAGUUUGCUAAGUCUCUCAGUUGAUAACACAGGACAUUAGUUUAUGGUCUGGGUUGGGUUUUUCCUCUGUUUUUGUUUUGGGUUAUGGCGGGAUGGAAGACUGACGAGUUGUGCAUAGCCAAUAUACUGUAUAUGUACUUGAUUGGUUUUUUGGUUUUCUUUUUUUUUUUUUUGUCCCCGCCCCCAUAUUUUGUUAGUAAGAGGCCAUUGGAAGCAGUAUAAAUAAACCUAAUCUGUUUAACGGA
This is a messenger RNA of Pimephales promelas (fathead minnow), 6706 nucleotides long. RefSeq names its product forkhead box O4 (gene foxo4). Gene Ontology annotation, biological process: regulation of transcription by RNA polymerase II. Gene Ontology annotation, cellular component: nucleus. NCBI's taxonomy places the organism in Eukaryota, Metazoa, Chordata, Actinopteri, Cypriniformes, Leuciscidae. The record is from RefSeq and is a predicted model, not a curated record. Gene Ontology annotation, molecular function: RNA polymerase II cis-regulatory region sequence-specific DNA binding; DNA-binding transcription factor activity, RNA polymerase II-specific.